Messenger RNA from Dovyalis caffra, 204 nucleotides. The record is from the annotation of a GenBank genome assembly. Lineage: Eukaryota; Viridiplantae; Streptophyta; Magnoliopsida; Malpighiales; Salicaceae.
AUGCUUGGUUGGCCUACCGCAAGCCGCGACCGGCUCGCUAAUGUGCCUCGUGUGUGGGUGUGCUAUGAGUCGUUGGUCGGCCUACUCGUGAGUGAGAAGGAGAAGGCUGGAAUGGGCGAGAAAGGGGAAGAAAAGGCUGCCAUGGAGGAAAUUUUCGAGCGAGGGAGCAGGAGGAAUAAUGUCGACUGGGUCUUUCUUAGUUAA